GCCCAGUAGCCGCCAGCCGCCAGCGACAACUGACAAUGAUCAGUGACCAGGCUUUGUACCUGUAUAAGGCAUUCUGUAGGCACCUAACUCUGCGAAAAAAACGCUCGUGUUCUGUUUGCAAUGGCUUUUCCCCUGAUAUCAACAGUAGCUAGCUUCCUCCACCUCAAGAAGCCGGAGACCCAUCUCCUUCUUCGAUGCCCCUAUGGGAAACCUACUGUUGUUUCAACCAGAAGGUUCGCGCCAAUGGCUGCGUUGACAGAAGCCCCUAGCCUUGGUCUAUCUGAGACGUUCUCCAAUCUGAGAAAACAAGGCAAAGUGGCACUCAUUUCAUAUAUCACUGCUGGUGAUCCUGACCUUUCAACCACAGCAGAAGCCUUGAAGGUGCUGGAUUCCUGUGGAUCUGACAUAAUUGAACUGGGUAUUCCUUACUGUGAUUCACUGGCAGAUGGUCCAGUUAUUCAGGCAGCGGCUAGCCGUUCCUUGGCAAGAGGGACCAAGUUUGAUGCAAUAACAUCAAUGUUGAAGGAGGUGGUUCCACAAUUGACCUGUCCAAUUGCUUUAUUUACAUAUUACAACCCAAUAUUAAAGUGCGGAAUUGAGAAGUACAUGUCCACCAUAAAAGAAAUUGGUGUACAAGGACUUAUUGUUCCAGAAGUACCUCUAGAGGAAACUGAACUUUUGAGGAAGGAAGCUGUCAAAAAUAAUAUUGAACUGGUACUUCUUACAACACCAACUACUCCUAUAGAAAGAAUGAAAGCCAUUGUUGAAGCAUCAGAAGGAUUUGUGUAUCUUGUGAGUUCAGUUGGAGUUACGGGUGCCCGUGCAUCUAUAAGUGACCGAGUACAAGCCCUUCUGCAGGAUAUUAAAGAGGCAACAACUAAGCCCGUAGCAGUCGGAUUUGGCAUAUCAAAACCUGAGCAUGUGAAACAGAUGGCAGCAUGGGGUGCUGAUGGUGUUAUUGUUGGUAGUGCUUUGGUAAAACUGUUGGGUGAAGCAAAAUCUCCCCAAGAAGGGCUGAAGGAACUAGAAAAUUUAACCAAAUCGUUGAAGUCUGCACUUCCAUGAAUAGAAUUUAAUAUGAUCAAUUCAAAGUUUGUGAUUCUACUUUGCAAUAAUGGCAUAAAUGUUAAUCAAAUUAUAAAUAAUAAGGCAUAUAUGAAUUUGUUUUAUAGCUGCUUAA
This is a messenger RNA of Manihot esculenta (cassava), 1180 nucleotides long. Its product is annotated as tryptophan synthase alpha chain. Gene Ontology annotation, cellular component: chloroplast; cytosol. Gene Ontology annotation, molecular function: tryptophan synthase activity. Bases 121 to 1065 code for a protein of 314 amino acids. NCBI's taxonomy places the organism in Eukaryota, Viridiplantae, Streptophyta, Magnoliopsida, Malpighiales, Euphorbiaceae. The record is from RefSeq and is a predicted model, not a curated record. Gene Ontology annotation, biological process: L-tryptophan biosynthetic process. The transcript has 9 exons.